Octopus sinensis (East Asian common octopus) is the source of this 1014-nucleotide messenger RNA. RefSeq names its product E3 ubiquitin-protein ligase MIB2-like. Gene Ontology annotation, molecular function: ubiquitin-protein transferase activity. Bases 290 to 571 code for a protein of 93 amino acids. The transcript is spliced from 4 exons. Lineage: Eukaryota; Metazoa; Mollusca; Cephalopoda; Octopoda; Octopodidae. The record is from RefSeq and is a predicted model, not a curated record. Gene Ontology annotation, cellular component: cytoplasm. Gene Ontology annotation, biological process: protein ubiquitination.
ACACUACCGCCACCACCAACAUUAUUAUAACUAUUACAAUCAAACUACUACUACUACCACCACCACUACUACUACUACUCCAAACGUCAUCAUCAUAACUGCACCUGUUAUCACCAUUAACACCGCCACCAGUACUGAAACUACACGCGCCCCGCGACACACGUGGGGAGAUUGGGGUAGCAUUUGCGAAGUGGUCGUGGUGGAGGUUGCGGUAACUGCUACUACAUGUCAAGCGGUGAAGUGAAAAAUAGAACGAGGCAAGUAGAACCCGAGAUGUUGACAAAAACUGAUGGACGCGAAAGGGACUGGUGAAUUUAUAGAGACAAUGGGUUUAAGUAUAUCAAGACGCAAAUUCAAAGAAGAUGAGCAAGUAAAGGUGAAUGUAGAUGUGGAUAUGUUAAAGAUGAUGCAAAAAGGCCAUGGAGGUUGGGAUCCCCGGAUGGAAGAUCUCAUAGGGCAAGUCCGUUCUGUCCAUGGAAUCUACCCUUCUGGUGAUGUAGUUGUGGAAUAUAGAGAGAUUAGAGCGUAUUUGACCUUUAAUCCUGACGCUUUAACAAAGGUCAAUCAGUGAGACCUCUUAGAUUAAUCUGUUUGCUAUCAUUGAACCAGUUAAAACAUCUGAACACAUCUAAACCUUGAAAAUAGUACGAUCACAUCUCUACCUGUGUCGAGGAUAUAAAAUAUUUCUUUCACUCUCUUCUAUACUUGAUCUCAUUCCCUUCAAAUUUAAUUCCUUCUAAAUCAUCACUAUUCAUCUACUUACCUGGUCCAACAGCUACUGCCUCGUUGUGACGAACCAACACACAUCUCUAUACUAUACAACUCAUUUCGCCUACGACCUGUGACCUUGUCACACUUUUAAUCAGAUGACGGUUGCACAUUCUUCAUCUCCACAAUGCUUUGAGAUAAUCAUACUCUCUCUAAACCUCAUUUUCUGACUCUCUCUCUCUCUCUAAAGUGUGAUAUUGUACCGAGGAUAUAUAUAUGUAUAUUAGUGGUUAGGGUGUCAGCAUC